Messenger RNA from Pygocentrus nattereri (red-bellied piranha), 698 nucleotides. It is a transcript of the gene dynlt2b, whose product is annotated as dynein light chain Tctex-type 2B. The coding region runs from base 49 to 414 and encodes 121 amino acids. Gene Ontology annotation, cellular component: cytoplasmic dynein complex; cytoplasm. Gene Ontology annotation, molecular function: dynein intermediate chain binding. Gene Ontology annotation, biological process: microtubule-based movement. The transcript has 5 exons. NCBI's taxonomy places the organism in Eukaryota, Metazoa, Chordata, Actinopteri, Characiformes, Serrasalmidae. The record is from RefSeq and is a predicted model, not a curated record.
GACGUCACGCCGCGGGCGCUGUCAUGGUAACAGUGGCUUUAGUCGGUAAUGGAGGUGGCGGCGAACACACACAGCAUCAGGCCGAGCCAGCAGCACCGGUUCCGGCCGGCCGUUGUAUCCGGCUGUAUCCGGGAGCUGGUGAGGGAACAGUUGAGCGGAGAGACCUACGACUCGGAGCGGAGUGCGGACCUCGCACAGACACUCAGCGCGCACAUCACUGCCCGACUCAAAGAGUUGGGGCUGGAUCGAUAUAAGCUGAUUGUGCAGGUGGUUAUUGGAGAACAGCGAGGAGAAGGAGUACAGAUGGCGUCUCGGUGUUUCUGGGACGCGGACACCGACAGCUGCGCCAAAGACGUUUACAUGAACGACAGCCUGUUCUGUGUGGCUGCUGUGUUUGGGGUUUACUAUUACUGAGGAACCGAUUUCUACGUGGGACGUCUGUGGAUCAGUGUGGCAGAUGGACUUUGUUUAUUGUGUAUGAGGUGCUCAGUGCGUGUCUGUUGUUGUGUAAGAAACGUAUGUAGCUUUAAUUCUGCAUUCAGCACUGAGAGCUUCGCUCUGCUGCUCCGGACGUGUGGCAGGAAAAACGGCAUUAUUGGCAGCCGCGUCUGUAGAGCAGCUGCUUUUGUACAUCUAGAAUCUGUUUAUAAUGAAAAUCAAAGCUUGAUUAAAACGUUCGAGAGAUUUUACGCUCCUUA